Messenger RNA from Dioszegia hungarica, 2112 nucleotides. RefSeq lists its product as uncharacterized. Lineage: Eukaryota; Fungi; Basidiomycota; Tremellomycetes; Tremellales; Bulleribasidiaceae. The record is from RefSeq and is a predicted model, not a curated record. The coding region runs from base 1 to 2112 and encodes 703 amino acids. The transcript is spliced from 3 exons.
AUGCUUCCUCCCGAUCCCACGCAACUGCCGCCCUACACCUACUCAUACCAUACCCUCCCUACUCAAGGCAGAACCACCCCAGCCGGCAUGGACAUGGAGAAACACCACCUUUCCCCGUCCGUCCACCAAGGCGCGUUCGACGAGUCCCACACGCCUCUUCGAGUCGGCGGCGGUGCUCGUUUCGACCCCUCGGUAUACAACGAGGCACUCAAGCAGAGGUGGACGGGGCUAGGAGCGGCUAGGCGGGCGCUCAUGCUCAUUGCGCUGGCAUGGAUAGGUGUGGGCAUGUUCCGCGGCCUGCGGGCUCUGGGUGCUCGGGCUGGAAGGAGGGGUCGUGGGAUGGAGGUCGGAUGGUCUGCUGGGUGGUCCGAGCCGACUUUCAGUCCCGCCGUUUACGAAAGCUCGUACACUUCGUCCGACAUCGAGGAGGGGAUCUACCGGUCCGCCAACGCGUCGUUCCCUCUCAACAUGUACAAGACGCUCGUCCUCGACCUUCCCGAGGGAGUGGACGGGGAGGUGAUCGUUUCUUACUCGGACGACCACAUUCCAUCCAUCAACCAGGAAGAGACCGAAGUAGAGAAGGGGCAGCCGCAGGGCCAGGUGGUACUUGAGACGUUCUGGGUCGAAGGGGACGCCUGGGUCAUGGACGGUGGGAUGGGGAUGUGGGGCGAUGAUUUCUCUGAUUCACUUUGGAUCAACUCAUCCACCUCCAGCUCGGCCUACCACCGCAUCCACCUCCUCCUGGCCCCCUCCACUCCCGUCCCGUUCCUCCGUUCCAACCUCCCUAUCCGCCUCGGAGACCCCUCGGCCGAUAUCACCUUCACCCAUCUCUCCCUCUCCAGCGGCGAGGGGCGGAACAUCACCGGCAAGUACAAUGUCUCGAUGGGGAUCGAGUUUGAGACGAUCACGGGGGAUGUGGAUGUGGAUGUGUGGGUGGUUCCGCCGCCGAUGCCGAGGUGCGGUGGACCAGGGCAUGGGCUGGCUCGAGGAGAAAAGCACGGGCUGGAUUCAGAGAGUGAUGAGAUGCAGGAUGCGGGAGGGGAUGAGGGGAUUGAGGGUGGUAGUGCGUCCGGGUGGUGGCCGUUCAGCGGGAACAAGAAGGAUAAGAAGGGCGGACACAAGCAUCAUCACCCUGCGCCUCCCCAUUGCCCUCACGGCCCCCCUCCUCCCCCUCCCCCUCACGGUCCGCCUCGUGGCCCGCCGCCGCAUGGUCCUCCUCAUGGGUCGCCCGGCCACCAUGGUCCUCCUCCGCCCCCGCCACCGCCUCAUGGUCCGCCCGGCCACCAUGGCCCUCCGCCUCCCCCUCCACCGCCUCAUCACCCUCCACCGCCACCGCGCCAUGGACCCCACGGACACCCCCACGGCCUUCCCGGCCCACCUCGCGGUCCUCCUGGUCCUCCUGGUCCUCCUGGCCCACCCCCACCUCCACCCGCCUUUAUCUCCGCCCACUCAGCCACCGGCUCUCUCACCCUACGCAUCCACACGCCCACCCUCAACAUCUCCUCCUCAGACUCAAACCUCAAGCACGACCACUCGCACCCGCGCCCACCUCUCCAUCCCCCAGUCGACGUCGACGCGCACACCACCACCGGCAUGGUAUCCAUCUCUUACCCCACCUUCAUGGGCCUCUUUGAUGCGGGCGCGGUGGAAGGAAAUGUACUCGUCAAGCUCGAUACCGAGAAGGGAGGGAAGGAGAUCAAGGUCAUCAGGGAGAAGGUGGGAGAGAGGGGUGGGUGGGUCGAGGGGUUCGUUAGGCCGUUGAAGGGGAACGAGACUGAGCGUGAAGAAAAUGCGGACAUGGACAUGGAUGAGGGGAUGUGGACUGCGUACCCGCCACCGCCCCCGCCUCAUGGUCAUCAUGGCCACCACGGUCCUCCGCCGCCGCCUCCGCCUCAUCACCCGCACGGUCCGCCUCCCCCUCCACCGCCUCACCAUCCGCAUGGCCCACCUCCCCCUCCCCCUCAUCCGCCUCAUCACCCGCAUGGUCCGCCUCCCCCUCCUCAUGGUCCCCCUCACGGCCCGCCCGGUCCCCCGCCGCCUUUUCCCCCACCCCCCGGUCUCAGCCGUGUCCGGGCGCACACUGUCGUCGGGGACGUCAAGCUCACUCUCUGA